GAGUAUCUUCGCUGUUUGUAGGCCCUUCAAAAAUUUGAAUUUUUCACUUAUUGGUAUGAAAUGAUUAUAAUCAUCAAAUUAUAAUUAAACCUUGGUCCCAAGGUUGGAUAUCUGGACAAAAAUCCCCAACUCUCGAUUUACUAAUUCCGAAUUGUUGUGAGGCACAGCGAGAAAAAGAGCUCAUCCAACCUGCUGGCUUACUGUGCUCCGGUCUUGAGAUGUACUAGGCUCUUGACAUCAUUCAUAAAUAAGAAAACUAUUUCGAUUCAGAGGGAACGAACUCUAUCAUCCAAACACUACUUUCACUUUUCCUACAUAAACUGAUUUCACGAAAUAGCGCUCAGCAAAGAUGUCUGGUAUAAAAGUGUUGAUUCCCAUGUCGGAUUACGGCCAUGACCCAACAGAAACCGCAAUCCCAUACGCUACUUUCACCAAAGCCGGUUUCACCGUGCACUUCGCCACCGAAAGCGGUGCCAUCCCUGCCUGCGAUCGCAAAAUGCUAGAGGGAAUCACUCAGAAGCUACUGGGCGCGAGCCAAAACGCAGUCAACGCCUACAAAGACAUGAUCCAGACGAAGGAAUUCACAAACCCUCUAUCCUGGUCCUCUGAUUCUUUCUCUCUCGACCCUUAUGAUCUCGUGUUUUUGCCUGGCGGCCACGAGAAAGGCGUGCGUCAAUUGAUUGAUUCGGAUAUUAUGCACCGGCAUUUGGUGUCUUAUUGGAAAGGAGUUGAGAAGCCUGGAAAGAAACACGUUGGGGCUGUUUGUCACGGUGUUAUGGUUUUAAGUGAAACUUUGACGGCGGAGAAUAUAUCUAUUAUUCAUGGCUGCGAUACGACGGCUCUUCCGGGUAUGUUUGAGGGGGCGGCUUAUUGGACUACUAGAUGGGCCUUGGGAGAUUAUUAUAAAACUUAUGGAGCGGGGAGUGAGAAUGUGGAGACGAGUGUCAGGAAGAGGUUGGAUGAUCCGGAGAAGCAGUGGAAACAUUAUCUUGGGUUGCAGCCAUUUUUGGUAGAAGAUGAGAAGUAUAAUUACAUUAGUGGGAGGUGGCCUGGAGAUGUCCCGUUAUUGGCGGACAGGAUUGUGGAAUUGGUUAAGAAGAAUACAGAUAAUUGAGUUGUGACAUAGUUUGGAAUGGAAUGAAUUCAUGUGUUCUUUUUUUGUCGUAUUGGAAAUUUCAAUGAGCAAAUGUUAUCCACCUAGAGCUAGCUAGUAUAAAUUUGAUAUGGUUCGAAGCAUUGGAAUGAUCAGCAGGUACUACUAUAAGUGCA
Molecule: messenger RNA, 1269 nt
Organism: Botrytis cinerea B05.10
Lineage: Eukaryota; Fungi; Ascomycota; Leotiomycetes; Helotiales; Sclerotiniaceae
Exons: 3
Coding region: 350-1114 (254 amino acids)
Source: RefSeq, a predicted model, not a curated record